AAACUGCUUGCAGUUAUCUGCCUCCGUGAAAUUGAUUCAGGGAAUUACUAAUACUCUCUCAAGUAGAGAGAAUGAACUGUACUCGCCGGUAAUGAAUGACCAGGUACUCUUCGUUGGGGUUUUUGGUAAUUAUACGUCAGGUUAGUCGGCGGAUCGUUUUACGAUAAUACCAUCAGCUUGCGGUCUCUCUUGUGUUCUGUUGUUCGUUCAUUCACUGCCCUGAACGUGGUCCGUCUCUCUAGAAGUUUCUGUAGAUCUGGAUCGGGAACGGCACCAGAUUCUCGAAGAGGCGGAUUCGCCGGAUUCAUCGGUGGUUGAGAGGGUGCUGCCGGAGAUGGCGGAGUCGCCGAAGAAUCAAACUAGUUCCUCUGCUACUUCCGGCGAAGUUCAGACCGAAUUUGAACCGGAGUUGGUUGGUGGAAGUGGUAGUGACGAUAGAGCAUCGGAUAGCAGAGAGGGAGUGAACAAUGGAGGCAGUGACUCUUCAGGAAUUGGUGAACAAAAUUUUCCUAGAGUCAACACUUUGACAUCAAAGAUGUCAAAAGAUGACAAAUUAGAGCCAACUUGGGGUCAGCUUAAGUUGGAGAGAUCAAAAACUGAGAGGCACAACAGACAUGGUAAUCUAUGUGCUGAAGACGCAGCACAAAUUCUUGAUGAUAGAAUUCCUGUCCAGCAGAAGCUCAAAUUGUUGAACAGAAUUGCUACUGUGAAAGAUGAUGGAUCUGUAGAAUUUGAAGUUCUGGGUGAUAUUGAACCCCAAGCUCUUAAUAUUAGAUCUGAAGAUGUUUAUAAAGGAGCUGUUGAUGAUGAAAAUCUUGAUUCAACAGACCUUCAAUGCAUUCCACCCCUGCAAAUAGUAAUGCUUAUUGUUGGAACACGAGGUGAUGUGCAGCCAUUUAUUGCAAUUGGCAAGAGAUUGCAGGACUAUGGACAUCGUGUUAGACUAGCAACUCAUGCAAAUUUUAAGGAGUUUGUCUUAACUUCUGGAUUGGAGUUUUUUCCUUUAGGCGGCGAUCCAAAAGUUCUUGCUGGUUAUAUGGUUAAAAACAAAGGCUUCCUGCCAUCUGGACCUUCAGAAAUACCUAUUCAACGAAAUCAAAUGAAAGAAAUUGUCUACUCUUUGCUUCCAGCAUGCAAAGACCCAGAUAUGGAUUCUGGUAUUCCUUUUAAAGCAGAUGCUAUUAUUGCGAAUCCUCCAGCUUAUGGACAUACACAUGUGGCAGAGGCACUGAAAAUACCUAUUCAUAUAUUUUUCACAAUGCCAUGGACUCCAACUAGCGAAUUUCCACAUCCUUUGUCCCGUGUGAAGCAACCAGCUGGAUAUAGAUUGUCAUAUCAAAUUGUUGACUCGAUGAUUUGGCUUGGGAUACGGGACAUGGUAAAUGAUAUGAGGAAGAAGAAGCUGAAGCUACGACCUGUUACAUAUUUAAGUGGUUCUCAAGGAUCUGAUUCUGAUAUUCCACAUGGAUAUAUAUGGAGUCCUCAUCUUGUUCCUAAGCCAAAAGAUUGGGGACCUAAGGUUGAUGUGGUAGGCUUUUGCUUCCUUGAUCUUGCAUCAAAUUAUGAACCUCCUCAAGAGCUUGUAAAAUGGCUCGAAGCUGGUCAAAAGCCUAUUUAUAUUGGAUUUGGUAGCCUUCCUGUUCAAGAACCAGAGAAAAUGACUCAAAUAAUUGUGGAUGCUCUGGAAGAGACUGGACAGAGGGGCAUCAUUAAUAAAGGCUGGGGUGGCCUUGGGAACUUGGCCCAACCAAAGGAGUCCAUAUAUUUGCUGGACAACUGCCCUCAUGACUGGCUGUUCUUACAGUGCAAGGCUGUGGUACAUCACGGGGGAGCUGGAACAACAGCUGCUGGUCUUAAAGCUGCAUGCCCAACAACAAUUGUACCUUUUUUUGGCGACCAACCUUUCUGGGGAGAACGAGUACAUGCCAGAGGAGUAGGUCCUUCACCCAUCCCUGUGGAAGAAUUUUCACUUCACAAGUUGGUUGAUGCAAUAAAUUUCAUGCUUGAUCCCAAGGUUGUAUAGUAUGCUUUAGGAGAAGCAUGUCAACUGUGCGAAACCAGCUACUCAACAUUAGACUGUGUCGAACUGCUAGCACACAAACAAAUAAGAGUAUCUCCAUUUUCUUGUGUAGAAGAUUGGCAAGAGGAAACCAGUAAAACAUAUAAAUCCAAAUAUGAAUUUCCCAUAUAUUUUCUGGUUUGGGAACUCCGAACUCUAAGCCUUAGCCUGUGUAGACCCCCAACCUUCCCUUAAGCUUCUAAUGGAUCUUGAAAACUCGAAGCAGGCACUUCUUGAAGGAAGAGACAUAGACGAGAGUGCUUCUGAUUACCAUCCUCUAGGUUUCAUUAAGUCAAUAGGUUUCAGAACUGUAACAAGAGGUUGAACUUUGAUUGUAAAACUAUGAUUUGAAGUUGGAUAAGGUAAAACAAAAACACUGAACAUAAAGUGAAAUCAAUUAUUGUAAUUUUACAAGACAUAACAAAAACCAAAUUGUUACACAAAGCAUGGAACUCAAGUACAGGAUAUACUCCUGGUCAUGAUCAGAGUGAAACUUAAUUUGUGGAACUGCAUUUGUAAUCAUCAAAUCAUAUAUAGAAUAUUUUUGUAUUUUUUC
This is a messenger RNA of Vitis riparia (riverbank grape), 2615 nucleotides long. Its product is annotated as sterol 3-beta-glucosyltransferase UGT80A2. The transcript has 14 exons. Gene Ontology annotation, biological process: carbohydrate metabolic process. NCBI's taxonomy places the organism in Eukaryota, Viridiplantae, Streptophyta, Magnoliopsida, Vitales, Vitaceae. The record is from RefSeq and is a predicted model, not a curated record. Gene Ontology annotation, molecular function: hexosyltransferase activity; UDP-glycosyltransferase activity. Bases 335 to 2023 code for a protein of 562 amino acids.